AUGCUUAGAGCUAUCAGAAGUGCUGUGCCUCGUGCGCAGCUGUUGCGUCAGAGUUCAUCUCGCAUUUAUACCUCCAAUGUUCCAAAGUAUCUUGCUUUAAGUUCAAGACUGCUUGCUACUUCUACUGCGGAUGCAUUCAUGCAAACAAAUAAUGCUAAUUAUAUCGAUGAAAUGUAUGAAGCUUGGCGUAAAGAUCCAUCCUCCGUACAUGUUUCUUGGAAUGCCUACUUCAAGAAUAUGGAAAGUGGAUCUGUACCUGCUUCUCAAGCCUUCGUUGCCCCUCCUACCCUUGUUCCAACUGCUACUGGUGGACAUUUGGCUUAUGUUCCUAAUACUUCAGCUCCAAUGGGUGAAGAUGUGGUGACCCAUUUGAAGGUUCAAUUGUUGGUUAGGGCUUACCAAGUGAGAGGUCACCAAAAGGCUCAUAUCGAUCCGUUGAACAUUUCUUGGGGUGACAAUGCCAAUGUUCCUAAGGAAUUGACCUUGGACUUCUAUGGGUUCACUGAAGCUGACAUGAACAAAAAAAUCACUUUAGGUCCCGGUAUUUUACCUCGUUUUGCCGAAGCCGGAAUCAAGGAAAUGACCUUGAAAGAAGUGAUAGAUAACUGUGAGAGAUUAUACUGUCAAUCUUAUGGUGUUGAAUAUAUUCACAUUCCUUCAAAGGAACAAUGUGAUUGGCUAAGAGAACGUAUCGAAAUCCCAGAACCUUACAAGUACAGUGCCGAUGAAAAGAGACAAAUCUUGGAUAGAAUGAUCUGGGCUUGUCUGUUUGAAUCUUUCCUUUCUACCAAGUUCCCUAAUGAUAAAAGAUUUGGUUUGGAAGGUGCUGAAUCAACUGUUGCCGGUAUCAAAUUCUUGAUUGAUACUUCCGUUGAACACGGUGUUGAAGAUGUUGUUAUUGGUAUGCCUCAUAGAGGUAGAUUGAACAUGUUGUCCAACGUUGUUCGUAAGCCAAAUGAAUCCAUUUUCUCUGAAUUCGCUGGUUCUCUUGCUGUUGAUGAAGGCUCCGGUGAUGUUAAGUACCAUUUGGGUAUGAACUAUGCUAGACCAACCACUAGUGGUAAGCAUGUUAACUUGUCCCUUGUGGCUAACCCAUCCCAUUUAGAAGCUGAAGACGGUGUUGUUUUGGGUAAGACUAGAGCCGUUCAACACUACAAGAAUGAUGAAGGUAGCUACGACAAGGCCAUGUCUAUUUUGAUGCAUGGUGAUGCUGCUUUCGCCGGUCAAGGUGUGGUUUAUGAAACAAUGGGUUUGGCCCAAUUGCCAGCUUAUUCUACUGGUGGUACCAUUCACGUUAUUGUUAACAACCAAAUUGGUUUCACCACAGAUCCUAGAUUCUCUAGAUCUACAUUGUAUCCAUCUGAUAUUGCUAAGGGUUAUAAUGCCCCUAUUUUCCACGUUAAUGCUGAUGAUGUUGAAGCCUGUAUUUUUGUUUUCAACUUGGCUGCUGACUGGAGAGCUAAAUGGAAGACUGAUGUUAUCAUUGACAUUGUUGGUUACAGAAAGCAUGGUCAUAAUGAAACUGAUCAACCUUCCUUCACUCAACCUUUAAUGUACCAACGUAUUGCUGAAAAGAAGUCUGUUUUGGAUAUCUACUCCAAGCAAUUGAUCGAAGAAGGUACCUUUACUCAAGAAGAUGUUGAGGAACAUAAGAAAUGGGUUUGGAACAUGUUGGAAGAUUCCUUCUCCAAAUCAAAGGAAUACAAACCAACUUCCAGAGAAUGGUUGACUACUGCUUGGGAAGACUUCAAGUCACCCCGUGAAUUGGCUACUGAAGUAUUGCCUCACUUGCCAACUGCUGUUGAUGAGGCUACUUUGAAGAAGAUUGGUGAUAUAAUCUCUGAUGCUCCAGAAGGUUUUGAUAUCCACAGAAAUUUAAAGAGAAUUUUAAACAACAGAAAGAAGACUGUCGAUUCUGGUGAAGGUAUCGAUUGGUCCACAGCUGAAGCCUUAGCUUAUGGUUCCUUAUGUUUGGAAGGUUACCAUGUCCGUGUCUCUGGUCAAGAUGUUGAAAGAGGUACUUUCUCUCAAAGACACGCAGUGUUGCAUGACCAAAAGUCUGAAGGAGUUUACGUUCCAUUGAACAACUUAUCGGAAGAUCAAGGAAAAUUUGCCAUUUCCAACUCAUCAUUAUCCGAAUAUGGUGUUAUGUCUUUUGAAUAUGGUUACUCUUUAACUUCUCCUGAUGCCUUUGUGCAAUGGGAAGCUCAAUUUGGUGAUUUUGCCAACACAGCUCAAGUUGUCAUUGAUCAAUUCCUUGCUGCUGCUGAAUACAAAUGGAAGCAAAGAUCUGGUCUUGUUGUUUCAUUGCCUCACGGUUAUGAUGGUCAAGGUCCUGAACAUUCUUCUGGUAGAUUGGAAAGAUAUUUACAAUUGGCUAAUGAAGACUUCCGUUAUUUCCCAUCUGAAGAAAAGUUACAAAGACAACAUCAAGAUUGUAACAUGCAAAUUGUUUACCCAACCACCCCAUCUAAUUUAUUCCACUUGAUGAGAAGACAAAUGCACAGACAAUUCCGUAAACCAUUGAUCUUGUUCUUUUCCAAGUCUUUAUUGAGACAUCCAUUGGCCAGAUCUUCAUUAUCUGAAUUCACAGGUGAAUCACACUUUGAAUGGAUUAUUGAAGAUAAAGCUGCAUUUGGUGAAUCCUUAGUUGCUAAGGAAGAUAUCAAGAGAGUUAUCUUAUGUAGUGGUCAAGUUUACACUUCAUUGUACAAGAAGAGAGAAUCUCUUGGUGACAAACAUACUGCUAUCAUUAGAGUUGAACAAUUGCAUCCAUUCCCAUAUGCCCAAUUGAAGGAAGCCUUGCCUCAAUACACUUCAUUGGAAGAUUUGGUUUGGUGUCAAGAAGAACCUUUGAACAUGGGUGGGUUUGCUUAUGUUUCUCCAAGACUUAAGUCUGUCUUGAAGGAAGCUGACAUGGACAUUCUGUUCAGAUAUGCUGGUAGAGAUCCAUCUGCUUCUGUUGCUGCUGGUAGUAAGGCCAGACACGUUGCUGAAGAAGAAGCUUUCUUAGCUGAAGCUUUCCAAGCAUAG
This is a messenger RNA of Lizanozyma spartinae, 3033 nucleotides long. It is a transcript of the gene KGD1, whose product is annotated as alpha-ketoglutarate dehydrogenase. The transcript has a single exon. Gene Ontology annotation, cellular component: mitochondrion; oxoglutarate dehydrogenase complex. Gene Ontology annotation, biological process: tricarboxylic acid cycle. Lineage: Eukaryota; Fungi; Ascomycota; Pichiomycetes; Serinales; Debaryomycetaceae. The coding region runs from base 1 to 3033 and encodes 1010 amino acids. The record is from RefSeq and is a predicted model, not a curated record. Gene Ontology annotation, molecular function: oxoglutarate dehydrogenase (succinyl-transferring) activity; thiamine pyrophosphate binding.